Arachis ipaensis is the source of this 753-nucleotide messenger RNA. RefSeq lists its product as uncharacterized. The record is from RefSeq and is a predicted model, not a curated record. Gene Ontology annotation, molecular function: DNA helicase activity. Lineage: Eukaryota; Viridiplantae; Streptophyta; Magnoliopsida; Fabales; Fabaceae. Gene Ontology annotation, biological process: telomere maintenance; DNA repair.
AUGACGAAUAAGUUGGCACUUGAAGCCCUUGAUAGAACUUUUCGUGAUUUAAUGAGUUUGAAUGUGCCUUCGGCUCGUGAUAUUCCCUUCGGUGGGAAAGUUAUUGUGCUUGGUGGUGAUUUUAGACAAGUGUUACCAGUUAUUCCUAAACGAACUCAUGCUGAAAUAGUUAUGACUUCAAUUAAUUCGUCAAUUCUUUGGAAACAUUGUAAGAUUGGUGAAGGUUCUUGUGGGGUUCAAAAGGAGGAUGAAAUUAUUGUUGAUAUUCCAAGUGAUUUACUUAUUCCUUCGACUGACAAUCCUAUUCAGGAUAUUGUUUCAGCUAUAUAUUCAGAUAUUGAUGAUAACUAUGGUAAUGCUUUGUAUUUUCAAGAACGUGCUAUACUUGCUCCUACUGUUGAUAUUGUGUCGCAGAUAAAUGAUUUUGUUGUUGAUACUCUUCCUGGGUUAGUAAAGAUUACAUGUUUAGGGAUACCAAAUCAUGUUCUUAAAUUGAAGAAAGGUGCUCCUAUUAUUUUGCUAAGGAACAUAGAUCAGGCAAAUGGAUUGUGUAAUAGAACUCGACUUAUUGUUCAAGAUCUUGGAGAUAAUAUUAUUGGUGCUGAAGUUGUGUCUGGAAGUAACAUUGAUGACAAGGGUGCUGUUAAUGAUGAUGACCUCUUUAUUAGAGGGAAGCAAAAUAUGUAUUUAGAAAAUUCUACUAUUAUUGUUUUAGUUCGAUUGUAUUUGUUUGAUAUCUAUUUUAAGACAUAA